AUGGCAUCGAUUAGAAAAAUAGCAGCUGUAGUAGGCAGCUCUGGCAUUGGAAAAUCUAAGCUGGCUGUUGAGUUAUGCAAAGCGCUUACUGGUCAAGUUAUCAAUGCAGAUGCUUUACAGGUCUACAAAGGCUUGGACAUUAUCACCAACAAAAUGCCCAUGAACGAAAGGGAAGGCAUCAAGCAUCAUCUGAUGGACUUUUUGGAUCCAGAAGAAGAGUAUAAAGUGACCUCCUUCUUAAGAGAUGCCUCACAAAAGAUUGAAUUGAUUGCAAGCAAGAAUGAACUGCCUGUAGUGGUGGGCGGCACCAACUACUACAUUCAAUCUCUGCUUUGGAACAACACAACCAUUGGCGAUCAUCGUAGCUCUUCCCCUGAAGUAGAGGACAAGGAUCUCGAGUUCCCAGAAUUUGACUUGCUGGAGACAACUGAACUAUACGAUCGCCUAGCCAAAGUCGAUCCAGUCAUGGCAAACAAGUGGCAUCCAUCAGAUCGUCGAAAGAUAUUGCGUAGUCUGAGAAUUUUUCACCAAACUGGACAACCACAGAGCGAAAUCAUCAAAUCACAAAAAGAUCAUUACGAAGCACAUGGAUUGGAACCGAGAUAUCAAGCUCUUGUGUUUUGGAUAUAUUCAGAUCCUACAAAACUCAAUCCUCGACUGGAUGCACGAGUGGAUCAAAUGAUUGAUACAGGCUUGUUUGACGAGAUCAAGGAUUUACGAAACCACGUUGUGCAGGGCAAGAUUAAGAUGCCUGGGAUCGAACUAGAGAAAUACCAGAGAGGCCUAUGGCAGGCAAUAGGAUACAAGGAGUUCGACCCUUAUUUUGAGGCAUUGGAAGGGGGAAAGGAUGCAGCAGAAUUACAAAAGAUCAAAUCUGAUUGCACAGAACGCAUGAAAGCAGCUACUAGAAGAUAUGCAAAAUCGCAAAUCAAAUGGAUCCGCAACAAAUUAUUACCGACAUCCUUAAACUCAAAAGAUAAUCAAGUCGUUGUCUAUUGUCUAGAUGCAGGCAAUCUAGAAACAUGGGACGAAAAUGUCAAGGAAAAGGCUGUGGAGAUUGCAAGGGCGUUCCAGACGGGCCAGCCUCUACCAGAGCCAAAAAGCCUCAGCGAUGUUGCAGAUACCAUGUUGAGUUUGGAACAACAAAUGAAAGACACACAAACCAAAAUUUUGACCUGGAACAAGCAUAUUUGUGAGACAUGUAAAACUGAUCAAGGGGAGCCGCUGGUGUUGAACGGAGAUAAAGAAUGGGAGCAGCACAAAAAGAGCAGAUAUCAUAGAAAGUAUUUAAAACAUCUAAGAGUGGAAGAGAUGCGCAAGGCCUAUUUUGCCUCGAAACAGGCGGCAGAAGCAGCAGGAACCAACACAACAGAAUAA
Mucor velutinosus is the source of this 1377-nucleotide messenger RNA. RefSeq lists its product as uncharacterized. Gene Ontology annotation, biological process: tRNA modification. The transcript is spliced from 6 exons. The record is from RefSeq and is a predicted model, not a curated record. Gene Ontology annotation, molecular function: ATP binding; tRNA dimethylallyltransferase activity. Gene Ontology annotation, cellular component: mitochondrion. The coding region runs from base 1 to 1377 and encodes 458 amino acids. Lineage: Eukaryota; Fungi; Mucoromycota; Mucoromycetes; Mucorales; Mucoraceae.